AUGUCUACCCGAAUAUGGCAAGAAUUUUUUUUAUGUAAAGAUGAAGAUGAGUUAUUAACAAUCACAAAAGAAAAUAAUACAUGUAAAAAACGUACAGGACAACAGGAUUAUGGAUUAUGUUAUACAUAUAUUUGUUCAGCAUAUCGGAAAUAUCCAUUAUGUAAAUUUCAAUUGAAAGCAAAACAGUCGUCUGAUGGUACAUAUAAAUUAUAA
Molecule: messenger RNA, 213 nt
Organism: Didymodactylos carnosus
Lineage: Eukaryota; Metazoa; Rotifera; Eurotatoria; Philodinida; Philodinidae
Source: the annotation of a GenBank genome assembly